Molecule: messenger RNA, 2097 nt
Organism: Scheffersomyces stipitis CBS 6054
Lineage: Eukaryota; Fungi; Ascomycota; Pichiomycetes; Serinales; Debaryomycetaceae
Product: tRNA (cytosine-5-)-methyltransferase
Exons: 1
Coding region: 1-2097 (698 amino acids)
Biological process (GO): tRNA methylation
Cellular component (GO): nucleus; cytoplasm
Molecular function (GO): tRNA binding; tRNA (cytidine-N5)-methyltransferase activity
Source: RefSeq, a predicted model, not a curated record
AUGGGUAAGAGAAAUUUUAGAAAGGGCAAGGGAUUCGACAAGAAGAACUUUGGCAAAAGACCAGAAGUAGACGACAGAAGCCCCUGGUCCGAAGCUGUGAGAGAGUCUGAAAAAUGGGAAAAGUACUACAAGACUUUGAACAUUAUUCCGGAAGAUGAAUGGGAUACCUUCAAGCAACACUGUCAGGAAAACUUGCCACUUACCUUCAGAAUCACGGGUUCUAGAGCCCAUGCCUCUGAAAUUAAACAGAACUUCAUCGACAACCAUGUUGAGAAGUUGAAGGAUGCUGAGUUUGAUGGUGUCAAGUUGACUCCCAAGAACUUGUCGUACUAUCCAGACCAGUUGGGCUGGCAAUUGGAUGUUUCCAAGGCUGUUAUCAGAAAGCAGAAGGAAUUCGCCAAGACACAACGUUUUUUGGUCAUUGAAACUGAAGUUGGUAACAUUUCCAGACAAGAGGCUGUUUCCAUGAUUCCUCCCUUGUUGAUGGAUAUCAAACCCCACCACUAUGUUUUGGACAUGUGUGCUGCUCCAGGUUCGAAGACUGCUCAAUUAGUGGAAGCUUUACACCAGGAUGACGAUAAGGAAUUACCUACAGGUUUUGUAUUGGCCAACGACUCUGACUACAAGAGAUCUCAUAUGUUGGUACACCAGGUCAAGAGAUUGAACUCGGCCAACUUCAUGGUGGUAAACCACGACGCUACCUUAUUUCCCAGACUCAAGUUGAACAAUUCGAAUGAAUUCUUGAAGUUUGACAGAAUCUUGUGUGAUGUUCCAUGUUCAGGUGAUGGUACCAUGAGAAAGAAUGUCAACGUAUGGAAGGACUUCACUGUAGGAAACGCCUUGGGGUUGCAUCCUUUACAGAUUAACAUCUUGAACAGAGGCUUGCAAUUGUUGAAGAAGGGUGGUAGAUUGGUCUAUUCGACUUGUUCGAUGUCUCCAGUAGAGAAUGAAGCUGUUGUCGCUGCAGCCUUGAGAAAGUGGGGCGGUCAGAUCAGAUUGGUUAACUGUGACAACGAGUUACCUGGCUUAGUCAGAAGAAAUGGUAUCAGUGACUGGAAGGUCUUUGGUAAAGAUAUGGAACUCCGUGAAAGAGGUGCCGAAGAUAUUCCUGCCACUGCCUUCCCUCCUACGGAAGAAGAAACUGCCAAAUUCAACUUGCAAAACUGUAUCAGAGUGUACCCACAUUUGCAAAACACCGGUGGUUUCUUCAUCACCGUGUUUGAAAAGAUAGACCCUGAAGCCAACUCCAAGAGAGGACCUUCUGAAGAAACAGAAGCUGAAGACGCCAACAAGAAGCAAAAGGUCGAAGAAACUGCUCCUGUUGUAUCCACUGAAACUGUUCCACACAAGCCACAAAAGAAAGAAAAAUUGCCUAGAGAUGCCAACGAGGAGCCUUUCAUCUUUUUGGAUGAGAACCACCCAGAAUUGGCUAAGUGCUGGCCAUUCUACGAUGUUAGCGACAAAUUUGCUAAAGACUCCACAUUGGUCAGAAACGCAACUGGAGAACCAUUGAGAACUAUCUAUUACGUCGCUCCUAUCUUGAAAGAAAUUUUGAGCAUUGAAGAGCAAAAGUUGAAGAUUGUUCAGGCUGGUAUCAAGUUGUUUGUUUCUCAAAGAAAUGACAAUGGUCACUGUCCAUGGAGAGUUCAGAACGAAUCGUUGCACACUAUUAGAUCGUUCUUGGGUGAAAAGAGACAAUUGUCUUGUAACUUGAAGUUGUUGGAAGUUCUUUUCCAGGAAGCAUUCCCAAGCAUGAAAGAUAUCAAGGAAUCCGGAGUAGACCCAGAGUUCUCGGAAAGACUUGAACAAUUGGAAGAAGGCUGUGUGUUCUUAACUGUGGUCAGGGGAGAAGGUUUGGAAGACUUGUUUUUGCCAUUGUGGAGAGGUAGAAAUAAUGUCAAUUUGAUGGUCAACAAGAAGGACACCCACGAAUUGCUCUACAGAGUGUUUGGCAUUGAAACCUCUUCUAAAGACCAAGGCAAGGAAGCUGUCUACCAAAAGAAGCUCGAGGCUGUGAAGAAGGCUCGUGAGUCCACUACUGAAGUGGAGGAGUUCUCCAAGUCUGAAACUGAAAACGCUACACCAGAAGCUAAUUAG